AUGACUGAGAAGAACUGGGCCUUGGGUGAGAGCGGCGCAAAGGUGGCGGAGGUGUCGCACGAGGCCACACAUGUGGCGAGUGCAGCCGCCAACCUCUUGGUAGAGCGCGAGGACCUUCUUUGGAUCACUGGCGACGCGCCGCAACACGUAACGCUCAAGAUCGCCCACCCCCACCCUUUGCUUCGCUAUAUUGGGUGGCACGUGUGGCACGACUACCUCACGAACCCUAAAACAGUGGAGGUGGCAUCGGGGGAGUCGACAGACGAUAUGGUGGCACAGCUGGUGUGCGAGGCCGUGACGGGCGCUGGAACGCAGAUAUGGAAGUUGCCCAACGGGAUUCCAUCCAAUCAUUUGUUUGUGCGUAUCAAGAUUGUGGAAACAUUCGGCCCUGGACCUACUUACAUGAAUAACAUAGUCCUCUUCGCCAACGAUCCUGGUACGCGAUUCCGAAGCACACGCAACAGCGUGGCAGCUGCCGCGAAGCCAAAUGAAGGAUCGAUGGGGCGAAUGAGUGUGCUGCUCAAGGAGCUUGAUGAGGAUAUUCGGGCGCUGCACCCUAUAAAGACGGUGACGCCGAAAAAGAACAUGCUGCUCUAUAUUCCACAGGAACCAAUGACAAUACUCCCGCCUGACGAUGCCGAAGAGGAGGAGGUGCCGUCGCCACAGCUGCGCGGCCCAACGCAGCGGCAGGGUAGCAACGGCAUGAACAGCACCCCACAGCUGGUUGGCCCACGAAGCUUCUCGGAGGGCAACGCCGCCACACGCGCGGCGUCUGGGCUCGGGCUUGGUGCGGCAGAGGUGUCGCGGGGCUUCAACGACCGCCUUUGCGCUCUAGAGCAGGCGGUGGCUUCUCUUACGCAGAGCAUGAAUCACCAACGGGAGGACUUAACUAUGAUAAAGAGACUUCUUCUCCAGCAAGCCUCUGAGCGGCGAUGCGAACUAGAGCAGAAGCUCAAUGCUUCACACGCGCCAACAUCAAUGCAGGGACAGCAACAGUCACAGCAGCUGAAUCCACAUAGGGUGUCUCGCCACCAGGUCUCCGUUGACUUUCCGGAGGACGCCCUCCGAUCAUUUGUAGAGAGUGUAGUGGCGCCGAAGCUCCACAGACACGCCAAGCGGACAGAGGCGCAGACAAUAGCCAAACUGGACGAAUUCCUAAAGGAUAUUGUUACUGAGAUGACCCACGCGGUGGAUGAUCGUGUUAGGCUUCAUAUUCAGCAGGCCUCCUCCAACGGAAGCGGUGGCGGCAACCUCGCAGGCCUGCCACCGUAUGCCCCUGAUGGCCGCAAAGCGCAUCCUACGCACACACCGCCACAGGGUGUGAAGAGCCACAAUCGUUCGGCUUACGCGGACUAUAGUGCUCCCGCUACUGCUUCCGCCUUUGUUCCACAACGUCAGAUGACGUCCUUUUCUACACCACCUGUAAGCAGCGUGGGAAGCCCAUGUGGCAAGGAUGUGGGCAGCAUACCUGUGUCCAUCAUUCGAGACAUGUCCACAGAGGCUGAUCCAAGCUAUGCUAGACGUGCAGGUGCAACAUCUCGGUGA
Trypanosoma grayi is the source of this 1545-nucleotide messenger RNA. RefSeq lists its product as hypothetical. Lineage: Eukaryota; Euglenozoa; Kinetoplastea; Trypanosomatida; Trypanosomatidae. The coding region runs from base 1 to 1545 and encodes 514 amino acids. The transcript has a single exon. The record is from RefSeq and is a predicted model, not a curated record.